AUGGAAGAAAUUAAGAAUGAGAGCAGCAUUACCAUAACUGAAUUUGUGCUGCUGGGAAUCUCUCAUCGAGAUGAUGUGCAAGGUGUGCUCUUCAUGGUCUUCCUGAUAAUCUACCUUUUCAUCCUGACAGGGAACACAUUGGUUUUUGUUGCUACAGUAUCCAGUCGCGCUCUGCACACACCCAUGUACUACUUCCUUAAACACUUAUCUAUUUUGGAUGUAUGCUACACAUCAGUGACUCUCCCUCACAUGCUUGUGAACCUUAUGUCAGAAAGAAAAACGAUCACAUUCUUAGGCUGUGCUACUCAGUUGUUUUUCUACAUCCUCCUGGGAGCUGCGGUGUGCUACCUCCUGGCUAUAAUGGCAUGUGACCGUUACCUGGCCAUCUGCCACCCUUUGCAUUACAUGAGAUUUAUGACAAGAAAAGUCUGUCUGUUUUUAGUUUCUGGAUGCUGGGUCACUGGGUUCUUCAUAUCCAUAGUGAAAACAUGGUUGAUAUUUUCUCUCCCCUUCUGUGGCUCUGACAUCAUCAACCAUUUCUUCUGUGAUAUCUCUCAACUGAUGAGGCUACACUGCCCAAGCCCCUACAUAAACAAUGUGGAGAGAAUUAUAACUGUCUUCCUCAUUCUCAUUACUCCAUUCAUACUCAUCUUGGUUUCCUACCUUCUGAUCAUUGCAGCCAUUUUGAAGAUUACCAUGGAGAGUGGGAGGCAAAAGGCGCUGAGCACAUGUUCCUCACACUUGCUAUCUGUGGGUCUCUUCUAUGGCACAGCUAUGACCACACACUUGAGGUUCAGUUUAGGUUAUUCAGAUCCUAUAGAGAAACUUGUCUCACUCACCUAUACAGUGGCUCCUGCAAUGCUUAACCCGGUUAUCUAUAGCUUGAGGAACAAACAGGUGAAAGAAGCUCUCAGGAAUAUAUUAGUCAAAAGCAGAAAUUUUGUAGGCACAUGA
Anolis sagrei ordinatus is the source of this 954-nucleotide messenger RNA. Its product is annotated as olfactory receptor 10A7-like. Gene Ontology annotation, cellular component: membrane. Gene Ontology annotation, biological process: G protein-coupled receptor signaling pathway. Gene Ontology annotation, molecular function: olfactory receptor activity; odorant binding; G protein-coupled receptor activity. NCBI's taxonomy places the organism in Eukaryota, Metazoa, Chordata, Lepidosauria, Squamata, Anolidae. The record is from RefSeq and is a predicted model, not a curated record.